AUGCGGCCUAGGGCUGCGGCAACCUUAACCAGCGCAGCCCGCGGGUUACGUCCGUUCCCGGUUGUCCUGCGAGUCGCCUGCGUCCUUGCCCUACUGGUCGUCACGUGGAUACCGGUCACCGAGGCUGUGAUCUGCAGAAGUUCGUACAAAUACAAUUGUAGGGGGAUAAAAGGUGUCGCGGGCUUUCCUGGAAUACCUGGCCCGCAGGGACAGGAAGGACUUCCGGGUGAUAUUGGUCCGGAUGGUCCACCUGGUCCAAAAGGUGAGAAGGGUGCUGGUGGAGAAUAUGGUGGCACAGGAGAAAAGGGCAGCAGGGGUGACCAAGGUAUACAGGGUUUCCCCGGAGCUCCAGGACUGUCGGGUAACCCCGGUUUACCGGGUGUAAUGGGACCAGACGGUCUGGACGGAUGCAACGGGACCGAUGAUGGUGAACGUGGUCCACCAGGUCCAGACGGAGAGAUUGGACCCUCUGGUGACCCAGGUGAUGGAGGUAUCAAUUCCAAGGGCACGAAAGGUAUGCGCGGGAAUCCAGGUAUCGACGGGCCUAUGGGCUAUUCAGGGCAAAUUGGGAUCUCCGGUGAGAUGGGCCCUCCAGGACAGACGGGCGACAUGGGUUAUCCUGGUGGCUCUGGAUUGCCAGGCUUGCAAGGUGAACCCGGCGAAAACGUCUACGGUGUGCGGGGUGCGCCAGGUGAUCAAGGAGACAGAGGAGAGCCUGGUCCAUCGAUCACAGAAACGGAUAAACAGACGGGCAAGGGCGUGGCGACGAAGGGUAACAAAGGUGCGAAGGGGAUGAAAGGAGUUGCGGGGGUAACCGGUCCAAAGGGAAAACCUGGUAUCAAAGGUCCUUCGGGUCGGCCAGGGUUUCCUGGUACUAAAGGUAUGAAAGGAGAGCAAGGCAACGACGGGCCACGAGGUAAACAGGGUUUUGAGGGACCGCCAGGACCUGCGGGAGAAAAGGGAGAGAAAGGAGCUCCCGGCUAUGCUGGUAAUCCGGGACCGGAUGGACCUGACGGAGAACUGGGAGAAACAGGAAACACAGGACCUCCUGGUAAACAAGGAGCUGCCGGAGAACCUGGAAAAUAUAUACCAGAAUUAGACGAAAUAAUUGAAGGAAACAUUGGCAUUCAAGGAGAACAAGGUCCACCUGGAAAGCCAGGAGAAUCGGGAACACCAGGUUUGCCUGGUAAAGUAGGUUACAUAGGACCACCUGGUCCUCCAGGACCUGCUGGGCACCCUGGAUUGCCAGGAUUGAAAGGAUCGUCCAUCAAAGGACAGCCAGGAGACGAUGGUCUUCCCGGAGAGAUGGGCUCUCAAGGUCCUCCAGGUAUACCUGGGUUAAUUGGACCCAUGGGACCAAAAGGAUAUCCAGGAAUAUCGAUAGUAGGCUCCGCAGGUUUGGACGGAAAGCCUGGAUAUCCUGGUGUUCCUGGAACAGCUGGAGAUCGUGGAGAUCCUGGUCCUUCAGGCCCGAAGGGCUUCCCUGGCAAAGGAAUUGGGAUUCGCGGUCCUCCUGGUGAACCUGGCUUGCCAGGAUUACCAGGAACUCCUGGACGCAACGGAUGGCCAGGCUUCCCAGGUACCAAAGGUUUAAAAGGUUUAGUAGGCGACGACUGCGGCGUUUGUUUACCAGGACGACCUGGCGGUAAGGGUGAACUCGGUGAUUCUGGACUGAACGGAUAUCCUGGAACGCCAGGAUAUCCAGGAAUGCAGGGACCUCGUGGACUGAAAGGAAUUCAAGGCAAACCGGGUCCUAUUGGAUCAAGGGGAUUGGAGGGCGACAACGGAAGGCCAGGUGUCGCAGGUCCCCAGGGACCUAAAGGAGAAAAAGGAAAGCUGAUAUUGCCAGAUGGCAAGGUCAUUGGAGAACCUGGCGAUGUAGGUGAAAAAGGUUAUCCUGGUUUCGAAGGACUGAGAGGACCACAAGGUGCACGUGGUCUUCUGGGCGACACAGGACCUCCAGGACCUAAAGGAGAGAAGGGGGAUUACGGUGCUACAGGACUCCCAGGUGCGGAUGGUUACCCAGGCAGCGAUGGUAUUCCAGGUGGAAAAGGUGACGAUGCAUUAACGCCAAUCGAAUAUCUAAGAGGAGUAAAAGGCUUUGGCGGUAUUCCUGGAAUGAAAGGCAUAGAGGGUGAUAAGGGAGCAAAAGGGGAACCAGGUUUAGCCGCGAACGCGAAUGCAGAGCUAAAAGGAGACCGCGGGCCAAAAGGAGAAAGGGGUGGUCCAGGAGCGGACGGUCCUAAAGGACGUCAAGGUCAGAUCGGUGUCGAAGGUUACCCAGGACAACCAGGACAUCCUGGGGUUCCUGGUGCAUCACUUUCGGGUCCUGUAGGAUUCCAAGGAUACCCUGGAAUGCCUGGAGAUCAAGGCCCACGCGGUCCAGCGGGUGCUCCAGGACCGAUGGGACUUACCGGGCUUCCGGGUCGCGCAGGGAAUAAAGGUGAUCGUGGUGAGCCAGGUUCGAAUCAAACCUUUGGCGACUAUGGGCUACCAGGUAUGUUUGGUGAAAAAGGAGACUACGGUGAAGCUGGACCAAGAGGUCGUCCUGGUAGAAUCGGAAUAGGCGGGCCAAAGGGUAACAAAGGUGGCAAGGGUGCACCUGGUUUCGAAGGACAACCUGGUCUUCAGGGAGCUAAAGGUGUACGAGGAGAUACUAUUCAAGGAGUUAGAGGACUUCAUGGAUUAACCGGCCAACCUGGAAUGCCUGGAAAAGUGGGAGACGUUGGUACUCUCGGUCUCGACGGACCACCUGGGUUCGACGGAAUGAAGGGACUGAAGGGAGAAGUCGGUUUGAUUGGACGUCGAGGUGGCGACGGUGACGAUGGACCAAUGGGUUACCUAGGCAGAGACGGUUUACCUGGUAUGCCUGGCCGACCUGGAAUGGACGGUGAUGUUGGUGAGACUGGCGAACAUGGUCCACCUGGCUGGAUCGGCCUCGAAGGAUAUCCCGGACCAAUAGGACCUAAGGGAGAGGGAGGAGUAAUUGGUACACAAGGUCCUCCAGGAAGGUUAGGACAACGUGGAUACAAAGGAAUCCCUGGAGACCCUGGUCCAGACGGUUUCAAGGGACUUCCGGGUGAGAACGCGUUCAGCGGACAACAAGGCGACAUAGGUGAGCCUGGUUUCAUGGGCGAAGUCGGAGCUCCUGGAUUCCCCGGCGUGGAUGGACGACCUGGUUUACCUGGUGAGCCAGGUUUAGCUACCCAUGGGUUCGAUGGUCUACCAGGAGAAAAAGGUGAAUCUGGUUAUGACGGAUUCAAUGGAAUACCUGGUCUAAAGGGAGAAAUAGGCGACAUGGGACCAGAUGGACUGAAAGGAGAAAGAGGAGACUGGGGAUUCAAGGGAUGGCCUGGAUUCAUCGGUAGAAACGGUAAAAACGGCCCGAAAGGUGAACGAGGUCUAACGGGACAACGUGGUUUCAAUGGUACCAAAGGUGACAGAGGAUUGGACGGUGAUCCUGGUCAAAUGGGUAUGCCAGGUCCCAGAGGAUUGCCCGGUUUGACGGGAACACCGGGACCGAAAGGAUUCGUUGGUGAACCUGGUCUGCCCUCGUACGCCGAAGCAGACAAGGGUGAUUUCGGAAAUCCUGGUCUUAACGGAGUACCCGGCGAAAAAGGAAAACGGGGCGAUGAAGGUUUAACAGGAUUACCUGGUCGCAAGGGUGAGAAAGGUGACGUGGGAUUGUAUGGACCCGAUGGAUUCCCAGGUAUAUCAGGAUCCCCUGGUCCACAAGGUGACAUAGGACCUCCAGGUUACCCAGGAUUACCUGGUAUAUCCCCGGAACCUGGUGAACCUGGACAACCUGGAUUGGACGGAGCACCUGGUAUUCCAGGAAUUCCAGGUCAAAAAGGCGCUCCUGGGGAAUAUGGAUACACUGGUCCCAAGGGAAUUCAAGGAGACAUUGGUUUUACCAUUCGUGGUCAGAAAGGACUUCCGGGAGAUCGUGGUGCACCUGGUUUCGACGGCUGGCCCGGUAUUCCAGGAUUGAAAGGGAUGCCAGGUCUUUCUGGCCUGAAAGGACCAAAAGGCUAUAUGGGAGACCGCGGAAAACCUGGAUACUCGAUUGCAGGACGACCAGGAGAUCUAGGAUUGCCUGGAUUAGAUGGCGACAACGGAGCAAAGGGACAAAUAGGUGAUUUCGGUAUUCCAGGAUUUAAUGGACCACCAGGACCAAAAGGAGAACACGGUGAUUAUGGACAACCUGGUUACCCUGGUCCAGCAGGUCCGCCAGGACCAAAGGGGCCAAAAGGAGAACGUGGAUUCUCACAUUUCCCAAUGAAAGGUAUGCCUGGUGAUAGAGGACCCCCAGGACUGCCAGGUUUCCCAGGGGUAGAGGGAAUGAAGGGAGAACCAGGAUAUGAUGGAAUACCAGGACAAGAAGGAGAACCUGGAAUGGCUGGACGUGUAGGUAUGCAGGGCCCAGACGGUGAUGAAGGUGCUCCUGGUUAUUCUGGUUCACGCGGUUCCGUUGGAAUACAAGGUCCUGCAGGAUAUCCUGGAUUACCAGGCGCGCCAGCACCACCGGCGCCAGGACCACGAAACAGAGGCUUCUACUUUGCUAGACAUUCGCAAUCUGAAAUGAUACCAAUAUGUCCGAAGAACAGUGUGAAACUCUGGGACGGUUUCUCCUUGCUACACAUAGUGGGCAAUGGAAAUCCUUACGGGCAAGAUCUUGGUGCCGCCGGAAGUUGUCUCAAGAAGUUUUCCACCAUGCCAUUCAUGUUCUGUAACAUCAACAACGUGUGCGAUUACGCGAAUCGUGAAGAUUACAGCUACUGGCUGAGCACGACAGAACCCAUGCACAUGUCAAUGGCGCCGAUACCGGCACCGGAAGUCGGCAGAUACAUCUCCAGAUGUUCCGUUUGCGAGGCUCCAACUCGGGUGAUCGCAAUUCACAGUCAAACGAUGUCUAUACCACAAUGUCCGGGUGGUUGGGAGGAACUUUGGGUCGGAUACAGUUUCCUAAUGCACCGAGACGCCGGUGCAGGCGGAGGCGGACAGUCUCUGGUCUCUCCCGGCUCCUGUUUGGAAGAAUUCCGCGCCAGACCGUUCAUCGAGUGCCGUGGUUUGGGCACGUGCAACUACUUCUCCACCGCCACGUCGUACUGGCUGGCCACGAUCAAGGAGUACGAGAUGUUCCGUACGCCGAUACCGCAGACGUUGAAGAGCGACCACACGUCGCGAGUGAGUCGUUGCGCGGUGUGCCUCCGCGGACAUUCCACCGCUUCUUCGCAGGGCGGAACGUUGAAGCCUUUCCAGUCGAACGGCGAGAGGGAAACGGCCGGUAACAUUCAGUACGCGCCGUACUAUCCUCGUCAACCGGAGUAUUACUAUCAAAGGCAACCACCUACGGGCAGAGCGAGAGGAUCGGGCAAGAACGUACCUUAUCACUAUCGGAAAAGAGGUCGACAACGUAAGCCGGAACGAACGAACGAGACACCGAAUAAGGCUUAAAAAAAAAAGAAGGAAAAGAUAAUCGACGUGACAGGCAUGAUCCAGUGACGUUUGGAAGAGGAGCAACAGCGAGUCUGUGUGUAUAUAACAAGAUACGUUCGGAAACCUGUUAGUUAAGUUAUCCCGUGUCUAAUUCCGUGUGGCGUUACGGUGAUAACGAGAGGAGAGGCGUGCAGCCAAUCGUGGUUUAUUUUAAUGCCAAAAAAUACGACUAUGGGGAAAUAAACUUCGC
Messenger RNA from Habropoda laboriosa, 5689 nucleotides. RefSeq names its product collagen alpha-1(IV) chain. Gene Ontology annotation, molecular function: extracellular matrix structural constituent. The record is from RefSeq and is a predicted model, not a curated record. The transcript has 27 exons. Gene Ontology annotation, cellular component: collagen trimer. Bases 1 to 5457 code for a protein of 1818 amino acids. Lineage: Eukaryota; Metazoa; Arthropoda; Insecta; Hymenoptera; Apidae.